Molecule: messenger RNA, 496 nt
Organism: Yamadazyma tenuis ATCC 10573
Lineage: Eukaryota; Fungi; Ascomycota; Pichiomycetes; Serinales; Debaryomycetaceae
Source: RefSeq, a predicted model, not a curated record
ACCGGCGAUGAGAUUCAGCGAUCGCCGGUCCUGGCCACACGACCGGUCCAAGCCGCCAGCUUAAUCAACCCUACAGCUGCAUGCUUGCAGUAAGCCAUGAAUUUGCAGUCACAGCACCACGAGCUUCUCUGGUACUGUCGAAGCACAAAACUGCCACCACUUCUGUCAUAACGGGCCGCCGACCGAGUGGAUACAGAAGCCCAUCCCAACCACCCAAUAACAUGGCCAGAGCUUGUAAAUUACACAAACACCAAUUUCAACCGCAACCGUGGGUAAUAGGUGAUUUUGAAGGGAAUUUCACCCAAGGUUCCAAGGGACUUCGGACAUAUACUAAAAGCGUUACAGCAGAUGAUCCGAGUGUGUAUAGUGUAGGUUAUAUGUUUUGGUGACCGGAUAAUUGUAGGCUUUUGUGGUUCUCAUUUCGGCAGGAGUCCAUAAAUCAGCGGAUUCUAAAAUAAUUUAGAGCAGAAUCUGGAUUAAUAUACGACGAGAUUUG